AUGCAAAAGGCACAUGAAAAUGCAUCAAACUCUUAUCAUGAAUUCUUAAAUAUUCUUAUAACUUAUGCAUAUAAGAACAUUUCUCUCUUAACCACAGAAGCACUUAAAAUUUACGGUUUGAUGAUCAAGAAGGGAAAUUGGUUUUUUUUUUACUCUUUGCCUUUGCUUGCCUUGGCUUUGGCUUUGAAUUUGGUUGAUUCUAUUAUGGCUUUUUAUUCUUGCACUAAGUAA
This is a messenger RNA of Clunio marinus, 231 nucleotides long. The record is from the annotation of a GenBank genome assembly. Lineage: Eukaryota; Metazoa; Arthropoda; Insecta; Diptera; Chironomidae.